AUGGCAGAUGCUUUAUUGGAGCGAGGCACGAACUCUACUUCCUCAAGUAACCACACAGAUUUAAUCCUGACAGCACCACUCAGCUGCAGCAACGAUGAGUCAUACAAAUACAUUAUCUUACCCCUGUGCUACUCUAUAACCUUCUUACUCAGUGUCGUCCUAAACUCCACUGUUCUCUUGCGCUCGUAUCGUGGCGGCCGCCGAUGGAAUACCUCACUAAUUUAUAUGGUCAACCUGGCAUCUACAGACUUAAUGUACAGCUUGUCUCUGCCACUCCUGGUGGCAAGUUAUGUCAUGCAUGACCAUUGGGUGUUUGGGGAUUUUAUGUGCAGGCUGGUACGCUUUCUCUUUUAUUUUAACCUCUACUGCAGCAUCUUUUUCCUCACCUGCAUCUCUGUGCACCGCUACAUGGGCAUCUGCCACCCCAUCAGAACCAUCACGCUGGAGAGCAAGCGUGCUGCAAAGAGCACCUGUGCCAUGGUCUGGGUGUUGGUGUUCCUGCUCACCUGUCCGAUCUUUCGUUUCGCUCAAACUGGUGACAUGCCCAGAGUAGAUGGAAAUGGAAAGAACACAACCAUGGGACGUGAGCCAAACAAAAUGGGCCUGGAGAUGUACAAGAACUGUUUUGAUGUUGCAACAGACACCGAGUUCUCAGAGUACAUUCCAUAUGGAAUUGUUCUUCACCUUCUAGGCUUCUUUGUUCCCUUUACCGUCAGUGCAUGGUGUUACUCGCAGGUGAUUCGAACCAUUUUUCAGACCUUGCACACCCAACCAUAUGUGCAGGAGAUUGGUGAUAAUGAAAGAGGCCCCACCAAUCAGACCUCAAUCUCGAUCUCCAGCUCUCAGUAUGCACCGUAUAUCAGCAGGCGCCGCAAGUCCAUCAAAACAAUCAUUACCAUCACCUUCUUGUUCGCGCUGUGCUUCCUGCCAUUCCAUAUCACCCGGACACUGUACCUCAUUCUUAAACAGAGAAAUGCAGAGUGCCACACCAUACAUACUAUCUCUGUCUGCUACAAAAUCACUCGACCGCUGGCAUCAUUCAAUUCAUGGCUCAAUGCUCUGCUCUACUUCCUCACUGGCGACAAUGGAAUCUCUUGCUGUGGACUGACGGAAACCAGUCAUCACAUGCACCAUGUCUGGCCAUCAAGGGCUCCUGGAGGACUGAAAAAGGAGGUGGUGGCUGAAAAGGAAGAACAGGGUGAAAAACAUACAACACAUAAUCAAAAGAGAGACUCCAAACCGUCAGGAAUCACACAAAGGACUGUGAACAUAACCAAACCCUGGGCAUGGUGGCUUUCCUAUGAACUGUCUGUGUCUAAAUAAUACCGAUCAUGUAUUUAUUUUGUUGAUUUUCUCUUAAAA
Neoarius graeffei (lesser salmon catfish) is the source of this 1362-nucleotide messenger RNA. RefSeq names its product P2Y purinoceptor 3. The record is from RefSeq and is a predicted model, not a curated record. Gene Ontology annotation, molecular function: oxysterol binding; G protein-coupled receptor activity. Gene Ontology annotation, biological process: G protein-coupled receptor signaling pathway. The transcript has a single exon. Bases 1 to 1323 code for a protein of 440 amino acids. Gene Ontology annotation, cellular component: membrane. Lineage: Eukaryota; Metazoa; Chordata; Actinopteri; Siluriformes; Ariidae.